AUGUUCACCUCUUAUAUCAAAAACAAUCCAUCAAUGGAUCCUCAAGUUCUACGAAUGAUUUACAGACCACAAUCUACCAUGAUUUCCCCAUCUCAAGAACCACUCAACGAUUUCCAUCUUUUCCCGAAACUCUUACCUGAACUUCGAAUUCUCGUCUGGCGAUAUGCCUGCACCACUCGUACCGUUGAAGUUCGAUAUGAUCCUACCAUCGAUCGAUGUCGUUCGAUGAUUCCACCUCCUGCAAUCCUCCAAGCUAAUCACGAAUCACGAACCGAAGCUUUACGUGUAUAUACACUUUCUUUCGGAACAAAGACUUCCGAACCAAGAAUCUACUUCAAUCCUUACAUCGAUAUUCUUUACCUUCCUCGGCAUCGUGCAAUGGGGUAUGAUGAAACCCUUCGCGACUUUCGUACCUUUUUAAAUACACCAGAACUUCUCGAUGAUGUCAAAGCUAUUGGAAUCGAUCAUGUGGAUGUAGAAAUCAAGAGACCUUGGGAAUCAUACAAUAAAGCAACAUUAAUGCGAUCUUUUCCGAAUCUCGACUUGGUUAAACUUAUCAUUAGAGAGGAGAGAAGGCCGUGCGGCAGAUUGGACGAGGACUUCGAAUUUGUAGAACCGAGGAUGGAACCCGAGGAUAUAUUAAGAAUAUGGGUGGAUUUCAAACAAAGUUUCGUAAGGGAAGAAAGAACUUUAAAGGAAAUCGCUAUGGGUCUUGAGAAGGAAUAUAUGGGGUGGGCCUUACCGACUGUGAGGGUACAGACGAAGGUUAAAAAGGGAAUUGUAUAA
Botrytis sinoallii is the source of this 786-nucleotide messenger RNA. RefSeq lists its product as uncharacterized. The record is from RefSeq and is a predicted model, not a curated record. The coding region runs from base 1 to 786 and encodes 261 amino acids. The transcript has a single exon. Lineage: Eukaryota; Fungi; Ascomycota; Leotiomycetes; Helotiales; Sclerotiniaceae.